This is a messenger RNA of Microbotryum saponariae, 170 nucleotides long. The record is from the annotation of a GenBank genome assembly. Lineage: Eukaryota; Fungi; Basidiomycota; Microbotryomycetes; Microbotryales; Microbotryaceae.
AUGUCGAAGUGUUCGAAGGCUUGACAGAAUGCAAUUCAACACAGGUCAGGCUGGGCACCAUCCAAGUCGACUAUGUGGACACGAAAACCAUGGUCGCCGACAUCUUCACCAAGGCACUUGGACCCUUGGUGUUCAAGGUACAUCGUGAUAACCUGGGUCUUCGAGGCUAA